ACAAACGGUAACGGGAUGUUUAUACAUUUAGAUGUAAGUUCAAUGAUAUCGAUCCGUCGUCUAAUAAAAUUAAUGAGUUGUACAAGUAUUUUCUAAAGAAGUGAAGAAAGUCUCGUUACCGUACUCCAAAACUUAAAGUGGCCCACGUUUCUAAAUUAUUAUCAGCACCUCCCUCAGCUACAGUCUCGUUUCCAUGGAGAUCCCUGCCAGAUUACCAAUCAAAGAUGAAGUGAAACAAUAAGAACAAGUUAAGAUGCCAGCCAGUAAGGAUCAGGCACCCCCAGGGACAUUGCAGAAUUUGUCUUUUAAAAUGCCAGAUGGGUUUAAAAGCAAAGUGGUAGCACCCCGUAACCCUAAGCUAGUUAAAGGGGUGGAUAAGCACAUAAAGUUAACUCCCUCUGUGUUUAUACAAGAAAUGGCCCUCACUACAGAGCAGAAGCUGGCGAGCAUACGUGAGAUGCACCCACCUCGAAUUAUUGAGCUCCUAGAUAUGAGUGAAACGACUCAUCAGAAGUUUACAACAGUGGACAUUGACCAGGCAAUGUUCCAGCCGUUCCCUUCAGAGAUUGUGUUUCAGAACUACAUUCCCUGUGAGACGUACGAGGUGCCGCUGGUCCUCAGGAACAACGACAAGAUUCCACGGCUGGUGAAAGUUAUUCAAGAGACUAGCCCAUACUUUCAAAUCAUCAGUCCCCUUGAUGUGUGCAGCAAAGUGGCUCCUGGCAUGGCAUCUACAUUCAACAUUCUCUUUACUCCAGAAGAGAACAAGGACUAUUUGCACAGGCUGGUUUGUGUCACUGAAAGGGAGAAGUUUGCAGUGGCAAUAAGAGCAAUCGGGGCGCGAGCGCUCCUGGAUUUCCCUGACCACCUGAACUUCUCCACCUGUCCAGUGAAGUGCUUGUCUCAGAGAACACUGCUUGUGCGCAACAUCGGGAACAGCGAGGCCAGAUUCACGCUGAGCACUCAGAGUCCUUUUUGUGUUGAACCAUCCCUGGGAACACUUGGAGUUGGGGAGAGCAUGCAGGUGAUUGUGGACUUCCUCCCGAAGCAGACUGGGGAUCACUCUGAAGACCUGGUUUUACACUAUGAUACAGGGGAAGACAUUUAUAUCAGCUUAUAUGGAGCGGCAACAGACAUAAACGUCCGACUCGACAAAAACUCAGUCAUUAUUGAAAAAACCUUUUUGUCCCUGGCCAAUCAGAGAGUGAUUACCAUUAGUAACAGAAGUGAUGUCAUAGUCCACUUCCAAUGGAAAGCUUUUGCUACACAAGAAGAAGAAGAUCAACAAAAACUCAGGUUCUCUUCUGAACUGCAAAAGGAGGAAGACGAUGACAUGGACCUCUUCCUGGCAGAGUGCAGUGCUGACCCUACGCUCCGUGAGCGAAUCUCUGUCCUGUCGCGCACCUUCCAGAACCGGCAGAGACUGCUGCAGGAUGACCAAAUGAUUUUUUCUGAUGACAUCUUUCACAUAGAUCUGCUGGAAGGUGACAUCUGGCCUAAUUCAACAGCUGAAGUGAAUAUCAUAUUUAAACCAAAAGAGGCCAAGGUUUAUCAGCAAACUAUCUACUGCGACAUUACAGGUCGUGAAACUCGUCUGCCCCUCCGGGUAAAAGGGGAGGGCAUUGGAGCCAAACUGCUGUUUAACUUCGACCAGCUGCACGUGGGGAACAUCUUUGUUGGAUCGAAACACAGCUAUGAGGCCAUUCUGUCCAACAAAGGGGACAUUGAUGCCAUCUUCAGCUUGGUGCCCCCCUCCUCUGCCCUGGGCUCCUGCUUCUCCUUCAACCCCAGCGAGGGGGUGGUGCUGCCUGGGGGCUACCAGGCCAUCGAGGUCUCUUUCUCCUCCAGCAUUCUUGGAGACUUCCAGGAGGAAUUUUUCUUCUCCAUAGACGGCAAUCCGCAAAACAUCAGUGUUACGUUCAGGGGCUGCGUCAUUGGACCCACUUUCAAUUUCAACCUGCCUGUACUUAACUUUGGAGAUGUCUCCUUCGGUUUUCCACACACAUUGACAUGCUGCCUUCAUAACACGUCUCUGGUGCCCAUGACCUUCUACCUGCGUGUCCCUGCAGACGGUAGUGAAGACACUUGUGUGACGAGUUCAGCCCUGGUCUCAGACACCAAUCGAACCAUGUGGAGGGGCAGUGACCAAGCUCUGAGUCCCAGGGAGUUCACUGUGACUCCUAGCACUGGAACCAUACGAUCACAGGGACUCAUGGAUGUUCAGGUGACUCUGUGCUCCAACAGAGUUCAGAGGUAUGAGUUCGCCUUGGUGGUGGAUGUGGAGGGCAUUGGGGAAGAGGUUCUGGCUCUCCCUAUUGUUGCAAGGUGUGUUGUUCCUCCGUUGCGUGUGGUGACUCCAGUUUUGGAGUUUCGAAGAUGCUUCCUCAAUUAUCCUUAUCACCGAACAAUUCAACUGGCCAACGACGAUGACCUGCCUGCAUGCUAUGGUUUGCUCCCACAGGUCUAUGAGGAGAACUCUGCCUUGCUGUACUCCAGUCCCCAGCCCAGAGGUAUCAUUGAGCCACACUCCACACUGGAGAUCCCCCUGGUGCUGCAGGCUGCUCUUGUUGGAAGGCUGGACGUGGUGGCAGAGGUUGUCGUCUUUGGCAGUGAAGACCCACCGCUCGAGGUGCUCCUGUCCUGCAUGGGAGAAGGACCUGUAGUUCAUGUCAGUUGCAUAGAUGUGGACUUUGGGAACAUCCCAGUACUGACAGACGUAUCCAGGACACUGCAGCUGUCUAACCAGUGCCCAAUCCCAGCCCACUUCCUGGCACAAAUGGUCCGCAGCAACUCGCACUGGCGAUUGGAGCCCAGUGAGGGGGUGGUCCCUCCAGACGGAGUGACAGAGAUCAGACUUGUGGCGAACUUAGACGACACAUUGCGCUUCCAGAACAAGAUACACCUGGUGAUUGAGAACAGCCAAACACACACCAUUCCAGUCAUGGCCACUGGAACUGGCACAACCAUCGUAACGGAUAGACCCUUCGCUCCUGAACUCAAUCUGGGGGCUCGUUUCAGCUCAGGGUCCUGCCAGUACCACUUCAAGCUAACCAACAUGGGGAGGCGCUGCCACCAGCUGUACUGGAUGACGGAGGGGUUCCCCCAGUUCCGCAGGCGUGGGCAGAUACCCCUGGGCAGAACACAGGGCAGCAAGCUGAAGAACACCGUGCCAGAGCCACCCAGCCCAGUCUUCAAGCUGCACCCUCUGAGAACAGAGCUGCACCCGGGGCAGUCCGUCGACAUGGUGCUAGAGGGAUCGUCUGACACCCCUAAGGUAGUAAAGGAAACGCUGAUAUGCCAGGCUAUCAUUGGGAAACAGUCUGGGAAGGAGCGGAUCAUGAAAGUGGAUGUCACCUGUGAGUUCAUCGCACCUGUCCUGGACAUUUCAAACAAACAGCUGAGCUUCUGUGUGGAAAAGGGUCCCACUAAUGUGCUGGUUCCUCAGUACAAGUCUGUCCUGCUGAAAAACGUCUCCUCGCUACCACUCAACAUGCAGAUGACCUUGGAGGAACCCUUCUCUAUCUGUGACAAGCAAGGAGACCUCAGCCUUUCCACGUCAAAGACACUUAUGCUGAGUGUGGGCGAGGAGGUGGAGCUGUGGGUCCAGUUUGAGCCCUCUUACCGGAAGGAUUGCUACUCGUGGGUGGCGGAGGAGUGUUUGGUAUUCCAGUACCUCGAGCACCCACAGAAAGACUACAUAUCCCUGCACGGGGAGGUCCACUUCCCCAACCUGCACUUCUCCAGCAUGGAGGUCAACUUCGGCUGCAUUCUCAACGACACUGAGGUCCUGAGGACCGUGGACAUGUCCAACUGCAGCCCCCUUCUUGUCAAAUAUCGCUGGUCCUUCCUGGUAGACGACUGGGAGAACAAGAUCAGGUGUCAGGAACAAGGCAUGUUUGUCCAAACUGAGGAAAAGACAGAGGAGCAGGGGGAACAGACAAUGAGGGGGGUGGAUGACGCCAUAACAGAUUCAAACAGAGAGAUCGAGGUUCCCAAACUGACCUUUGGCUAUGCAGAAGAGGAGGCCAGUGAGGUGGAGAAGACUGAUGCAGAGAAUGAGAGAAGAGAGGGCGCGGGUUCCCCUAAAGACCUCUUGCCUUGUCUUAGCACCCACAGCCUGAUGAGAGAGCCUAUAGGUUCAAGGGAAGCAGAUAGACUGUCUCUAUCUUACAGCCAGGAUUUCACAAGCAUGCCGCUAUGCCAGCAUCAGGAUGAACAUCACACCGCUGGUGUGGAAGAGGUGUUUGAUAUUUUGCCGCUCUACGGGAUCCUGCAGCCCAACGAGACCCAGCAGGUCGAUUUCACGUUCUACGGCCACGCAGAUAUCAGCGGCCAGGUGCUGGCUCUGUGCGAGGUGGAGGGGGGGCCCACCUAUGAAAUCACACUGAAGGGAGAAGCAUCGCUGGUCAGAUACGCCUUCGACAGGAAGGAGAUAGACUACGGGCAGCUGCUGUUUGACCACAUGGCAGAAGCUGAGAUUACACUGAAGAACACAGGGAAGGUCGGUUUUGAGUUCAGCACACUCAACGUCCAGCUGGACUCCUCUCCCAACAAUCCUCGACCCGGACUCCCACUGGUCAUCCCCUCUUCGGGCUUUAUUGAGGCUAAUUCAGAACAGACGCUGUCCGUGUUUUACCUCCCUGGGGUUCCAGAGCAUUUCCACAAGAGCUUUGAGAUGCAGGUGUCCUACUUCGAACCAGAUAGCAUCUCUGUGAGGGGAGAGGGCAUUUUCCCCAGGAUCUACCUGGAUCUACCCAGAAAUAUUACAAGUAACAAGUGGUACAGCGCCAUGCUAAAAGAGGCAAAGAUAUCUCUGGAAAGAGAGACAUGGAAGGAGGAGGCGUACAGCCGGCCAGGAACAAUGACAGGGGACCAGUCUUCAGAAGACUACAUCCCAUCUUAUGACUCCCUGCUCCAGAUGGAAGUGGAGCGUUUGCUGAUGAAGGAACAUGCCCUGGAACAGGAGGGGCUCAUCUCUUCCUGCAGUGAAGACUCCAACACCAGCCAGCAAUGGCGCAAGAAGCUGCCCAGAUGCUGCUUACCCGAGUACACCCUGGACUUUGGCUAUGUGAUUCAUGGCAAUGUGAGCACUCACAUCGUUAAGGUGACCAACACAGGGCCUCUCCCCGUUUCCUUCCAUGCAGACAGGCGCGACCUCGCUAACAACGGUUUCAGCACAGAGCUAGACAGGGUGAAGAACCUGCCCUACUGUGAGACAGAAACGUUUGAAGUGAGGUUCGAUCCCCGAGGGGCCAAUCUCAACCUGGGAGAGAUUGAUGCACUGAUGCCAAUACAGGUUUUGGGAGGGCCGACGAUCCAUGUCCGGUUGCUUGCUGUCGUGACCAUGCCGUCCCUCACUGUCUCCACUGAUAAACUGGAGUUUGGCACAGUACAAUGUGGGCAGUGCCAAGUGAUGACAGUACAGCUUUACAACCACCUGCAAGUCACCUGUGAAUGGGCAGUCAAAGAGGGGGAAAAGACCAAGAAAAAGAUUGACAAGUACAUUCCCCUCCACCUGCGACGCAAGGCAAGACAGGAGUUGAAGGCUGAACCUCUAGUGUUUGAAAUGCUGCCCCCUUCUGGAGUGCUGCUGCCAGGAGAGCGAAUCAACGUCCAGGUCAAAUUCAGUCCUGCAGAAGAGAAACUGUACAGUCAUCGCCUAGCUCUGUGCAUUUCCCAGAGCAGCCACCGGGUGAUGCUGUUGGCCCAGGGCAAGGGUCUAGAGCUGCAACUUGAUUUCAGCCCCACUGUGCUGGAGUUCGGGCCGAUCCUGCCCCAGAACAAUGGUGACGAUGUGGAUGUGCUGGUGAAGAAUCCGUGCGCUUUCCCCAUUGAAUUCUACGCCCUGGAGUAUGACAAGCAGUACCUGGAGGAGGAAAAGAUUCUGCGGAUGAUUAAGGGGUAUGAUUGUCACAACAUCAUGCUGUUACCCCCCCGAGCCCCAGGGGAGAAGCUGCCCUCUGAAAUCCUAGAGUACUUUGAGGAGCGAAGGAGAGCGAGAGAGGAGCAGCCCAAGCAGGAAGGAGGUUCAAAGAAGGAGGAAGAAGACAGAAGUGUGCCUGAGCAAGGGGAGAGGCGAGACCUAACUGGAGCCCCCAGUCUGGAGGAGAGUGACACCCAGCAGCCAACAGACGCCCAGAGCGAGGAGGAAGACGAGGAGAUGAGGGGGGAAAGAGCGCAGGCUUCAGACACAAAGGCAGCGGUUACUGAAAGCAGCAGCAGUAUUGGAGUGGGAGAUUUGGAUACGACCCCUGUCUCAAAGAUCAUAGCCAAGCACAUGGGCAUCGACCUGACCCCUGAGGGCCUCGCUGCCAGGAACAGGAGAGGCAUUGCCAUCAUAGUGCACGGUGCCCCUCUGUCAGGGAAAACCAGUACAUCAGUGACCCUGGCGAAGCACUACGGCACUCCCUGUUUGAACAUUGACAGCAUGGUACUGGAAGCUGUCUCAAAUGGGAACAGCCCUGUCGGUCUGCGGGCUCGAGAGCUGUGUGCCAGGGCUGCUGUGGAGCAGGCACAGAGGAAAGCAGAGGAUGCUGCUGCAGAGGCAGCAGCAGCAGCAGCAGGGGCUCAGGCUCCUGGCUUCCUCAGUGUCGAGGCAGUUACCAAACACACAGCAGAGGGCAGCCAGACCAGCGAGGGCAAACAGGGGCCUCACUCCUCUAUCUCCACCCGCAACAAAGCCAGCACCGUGGGGGGCAAAGGAAAAACAGAGAGCUCCCACACCCACAAACAGCAAACCUCCGAGCACAUCGCUGUCUCACAGAGCCUCAGUGUCCCGGUCCCUGCAGGGCUGCCUCAGCGCAGGCUGAGUGUCAGUGCCAGUGUGGCAGGAGAGUUGGGGCUUCUGAGCUGCACCCUGCCUGAAGAGCUGCUGGUGGAUAUUCUGACCGAGAGGCUGCAGCUUAAUGACUGUCACCGGGGAGUGGUGUUUGACAGCCUGGAGACCCUGUACUCCCACUCAAUGACAAGCACUCUCCAUGCCAUCCUGAAAGCUCUCAACAACCGCCGGUACAUCUACCUUAUCAAUCUCAAGCAUGACUACACAGCCUUCAAAGCCAGGGAAAAAGCCCAGAAAGAGGAGGAAGCGCGAUUGCUGAAGGAGAGUAUUGAGAGGGAAAAGGUGCGUAUGGAGGAGAUGGAUGAGGAGGAGUAUGAUGCGCUUUCAGAUGAAGAGAGAGCCAGGAUCGACCGCAGGCGUUUGGAUGAGAUACGAGAACGCAAGCGCAGGGAGCAACUCAAGCUGGAGCGAGAGAUGGAGGAGAGGAGGCAGCAAGAGCAGCUGGAGAGGCUGCGAGAGGAGGAGGAGAUGAAGAAGAAGAAUAAGAAAGGAAAAUUGAAGGAGCUGAGCAAAGAGGAUCAGCUGCUAGGGAAGAGGAGCCAGCAGGGUGUUAAACAGGCAACAAACAAUUCUGGGGGGCGCUCAGACACAAAGAUGGAACAGCUCAUCGGAGAAAGAAAAAUGUCCUACCAGGAAAAGCCUGAAUCCCUUCCCACCGAACACAAUGACGUAGAGGAUGGGAACAAGAAGAAAAAGAUCAAAGAGGGGAAGGAUGGCAAAGCUGCUCCUCCUGAGGUGAAGCCCUCCUCUCCCGAGGAGGCUGAGAAGGAGCCAAUGAGUGAGGGUGAGAAGCUGCUCGUGCAAAGGUUCAAACUUUACAAUCAGAGCCAGAAAGCUAUCUCCCAGACUCUGGACUACUGGGACCGGGUGCAGGGGGUCCUAAUCCACCCAGUCGCCGCUGAUGACACCCCACAGGAGGGGGAGGAGCCCAUCCCUGAGAGACCAGUUCCAGAACGACCAGGCCCAGAGCGAACAGUCCCCUCGGGCAAGAAGGGAAGGAAGGAGCGGGAGAAGGAGAGGGCAGAGAAAGAACGGCUGGAAAAAGAGAAGAUAGACAGGCUGAAAGUGGAAGGAGAGUUCAAGGCCUGCCUCUCCCCAGCCCCCAGCCCGCAGACAGCAGACGGAGACGGGGUGGAAGCAGAGGAGCAGCUGGAGGCCAGGGGGGAAGUGGGGGUACCCCACAUCCUAUUGAACAUCAUUGGCCAGGACGACCCCAGCGCCCAGAAGGUCCUUGAGAGCAGGAAGCUGCCUCCACUUGAUGAGGUUUUAGACGGCCUUGGGCAGGGUCCCAAAGGCCCUCCAAUACCACCUUCAACAAUCUUCUCAGUGGUGCCUUACCCUGGGAAGAGGACCCCCCCGAAUGGCCAGGAUAACCUGAGCCAUUUCGAAUUCUUGGUACCGUCGUCGGAGGAUGUUGCAGAGGACAAGAAGGAGGCAGAACUCGAAAUGGACUCAAUGGGCUCUAUCAGCAUCCUCAAGGAUGAUGCGGUAACCCCUACCAGAGGCCGUUUGAAGAAAGAGAAGGUUGACCCCCAGAAGCGCCGUACAUCCACCAGGAAGGGCCAACGGGGGGGUGACACCCACUCCCUGUCACUCGGCGCUCUGACCCCCGUAUCUGACGCUGACCAGGGCGGUAUCACCAGAGAAACCCUCCAGGACAAGAGCCAGAGACUGACCACCUUUCGCUGGCUCGUCCCACCGAACGGAGAGGUCACUCUGAGAAUUCACUUCAACUCCACUUUGGUGGGCACGUUUGACCAGACCCUGAACUUUGAGCUGACAGGGACCAAGAGACGCUAUUCACUUUACUGCAGAGGAGUGUGUGCCUUCCCAUCAAUCAACAAGGACCCCAGGGUAGUGUUCGCUCACCGUCAGAAGAUGAGCCUGCCAGACAAGAUUAUCCACAAGAAAUACAUCAUGAAGACAGAUGUGUUUGAAUUUGGCCCACUGCUCUGUGGAAAAACAAGAGACAGAUACAAGGAAGGGAAAUACCCAGAAAACAUGGAGAAGCUCACAAUCCAAAACAACUCCCCCUUCGAUACAGAGAUUUUCUUCUGCUUUCAACAUGACAUGAAAGCCACCACUUUUCUGUUGGACCCGCCCACUAUAUCCCUCAAACCCAACGAAAAACAGGAACUGUCUCUCUGGGCUUACCCUACCACCCCAGGUGUGUUUGAGGACACUGUGGUUUGCUGCAUCAAGGAAAACCCAGAACCAGUGCUGUUCAAGGUCUCCUGCCAAGGAGUGAGACCCGAACUGGAACUAGACCGGAAAAGUAUUCAUUUCGACAGAAUCCUCUUGCACAGAAAGGAUACAAAGACGAUCCACCUUAGAAACAUCAACUGGCUGCCUGUGGCCUGGAAGCUUAGUGGGUUAGAAAUGUUGGGGGAUGAAUUCUUGGUGACCCAGGACCAGGGCAUAAUCGAACCCAAGUCUGAAUUCCCACUACAGAUGCACUUCAGGGCAAUGAAACCUAUCAACUUGAAAAAGGCCAUCAGACUCGAGGUGUCAGAUGUGGAAAACAUUCUUGGUAUCGUUCAUACAGAAAACAUCCAGAUCCAUGCUGAAGCCUAUGAUGUGGCGCUGGACCUGAGCUUCCCCAAAGGUACUGAUGGUGGCCUUGACUUUGGGGUUAUCAAAGUAGCAGAAGAAGCAAAGCUGACUCUCUCUCUGAAGAAUAAAGGCAAAUAUGAGAUUGCGUACAGUUUUACUCUGGAGGCCACAGAACCUGACAUGCCUGACCUGCACUCUCUGUUCACCAUCCAACCCCACAAGGGGACUCUGAAUCCCAGUGAGCGUCCCAUGCAGGUCCAGAUCAUCUUCCGCUCUCGCAAGGAGGUGGUCAUCAAAGACCAGGCCAUCUUGCGCUGCAAGGUGAUUGAGCCCAAUGUGUCUGAAGGGGGAGAGACCAUAGCCUGCAUUCCAGUAAAGGUCUCCAUUCGUUCUCUGUUCAGCAAGUACAGCUUCGUACCGGGUAACGACCUCAACUUCGGGGCCAUCGUGUUUGGCAUCCAUAAAAUCCGCACCUUCACCAUCGAAAACAAGGGGGAAUUCGAAAUAAGAUACACCAUCUUCAAAAUGAUGAAGGAGCUGCCCGUGAUUACACAGAAGAAAGGUGGUCCUGCCAAGCGCAACCGUUCUUGCGAGGACGCCCCUGGGAAAUUGCUCAACAAAGCCAGGCGCAGCGAUUCCAUCCAGAAGGAUAUGGGCAUCACUCCUCAGGCCCGGUUCACUGUGGGGGUGUUCACUGUGUCCCCAGGGUUCGGAACCCUGUCCCCUGGGGGCCACCAAGUCAUAUCGGUGGAUUGUGCGGCAGACCAGCCUGGGAAGUGUGAGGAGUUUGUGGCCAUUGACAUCUCUGACCGAGACCCUGAGGACCAGCCACGUGGGAUAGCCUACAGGCUUGUGGCUGAGGCCUGCAUACAGAGCAUUGUGACGAAUGACAUAGCCUCCAUCUUUGAGGAGCACAGGAUCUGCAAGAACAUCAACCUUUACCAGUCCUUGCAGACUAUGGACUGCGGUGGGAUCUUUGUGGAGGAUGAAAACAAGUUUCUGUUUAACAAUGUCCUGGUGGGGCGGCAGGUCAAAGCACGGUUUAAAAUCAUCAACACGGGGAAAGUACAUUGCGACCUGUCCGUGACAGUGAAACCUGUAUCUAGCAAGGCUGCUGCUCGUAUCACUGAAGUAUUUGAAGUGGAACCCACGCGAAUGUGUGUCCCCAGUCACUCACAUUCAUUUGCCGUAGUGACAUUCAGCCCGCAAACCAUGCAGAACUACCAGUGCAUAUUUGAAGCUGCCGUUGAAGGAUUCACAAGUUCCGGCUCUCCUUACAAGACAAAGUCGUUGAUGUUCGAUAUAGCAGGGGACGGGAACCUUCCUCGAGUGACUGUACUUCGCCCUUCACUGCGGAACAAGAAAGGAAACCCACUGCUGCUAUUCAGGCGCCUGCUGCUGGGGUGCUCUGAGAAACUGCCUCUCCUACUGAAGAAUGACAGCAAUGUCCCUGCCCAGGUUAACAUUGACCUGCUGGAUGAGCAUGGAGCAUUUACUCUGCAAGCAACUCCAAACACCCAUUGUACCUACAUAUCCCAGUCCAGCAAGGAGGACGACAGAAUCGUGUCAGAGAGAAAUGCACACACGUCCUCCCUCGUCAUGAGCCCUGGGCAAUCUGCAGAGUUUGUGCUUCUGUUCAGCCCUUCGGCAGUUCGGCUUUACAAAGUGACCCUGCGUCUCCUGGUGGUCGACAACAAGUACGAAGAGACCGUCGUCCAGCUGUUAGGGGAGGGAUAUCAGGAUGAAAUCACUCUGGAUAACAUCCACAAAGCCGGACAGACCAGGGACAUCCCAGAGUUAUUGAUAGACCAGGACACAGAGGAAGCAAACCAUUCAGAACACAUUUACUUGGGAUACUGUCACAUCGGGAGAGCCUAUCAGGAGACCUUCACUAUGACCAAUCACAGCAACGCAGACGCAGUGCGGUUCGAGUGGCCUGCGGACAGCUCUCAGCUCAAGUUCUCCCCACAGGUUGGACAUCUCCAUUCUGGCUGCGCGAAGGAUAUCACUAUGACAUUUCGGACUGAGACUCUGGUAACCCUCAGAGCUCAGCUAGUGAAAUGUAAGAUCUCUAAGAUAGCCUUCCAGCAGCCUGUGGACCAGGUGCCAGACUGGGACAACAGGCAGCGUACAGUUAAAUGGGUGGACAUCGGGAGACAAGCAGCAACACACAGGCCUGCCAAGAAAAAGGUGAUCGAGACUGACCCAGAGCCUGCGCACACUGUGCUGGAGAACACAGCUCGAGAGCUGCCACUGCAAGUUAGUGCUGUCGCUGAUUACGCCCAGUUCCAAUGCAAAGCUGAAACCAUCCGCUUUAAAGACACCCUCCUCUUCCAGACUAGAGUCUUUGAAUUCCAGAUGAUGAAUAAAGGCAAUGUCCAGCUGGAGUUCUCCUGGCAAGUGUUAAUGGAGAGCUAUGGAAAGGGGGUCAGCUUCUCAGAGAAGCACGCAAACCUACCAGAAGGUCAGGGCAAUGGCACUCGGCCACUGAGCCGCUCAGGGAGCCGGCCAGUGAGCGCUUUGGAAAGUGUCUCCCCCCUCCUCACCGGGGACCCCGAUCUGCCUCCCUUCAUUGUGGAGCCCAGCAUUGGUGUGAUAGCAGCCAGGAAGAAGCAGGUCUUCCUGAUCAAAUUCUCCCCUCUGGAUGUGGCCGAAUUUGAGGGGCGGCUAGUCUGCAGUAUACCCAACCUGAAGGAUGACCAGGGCCCCACCAUGGCUGUAAAGGGCCGGAGCCUCCUCCCUUUCUGCCACUUUGACAUUGUGGACUCCGAUUACAUCAGCAGUAACCAGAGAGACCCUGAGCUUAGGGGCCCCCGUGGGGCACCUCCUCGGGCCACACUUGACUCUAACACCAGAGUCAUCGAGUUCUUCUCUGUUGGACUCAGCACAACCAUCACUAGAACCUUCGACAUCAUGAACCCCACCAAUGCAGCCUACUCGUUCCAGUGGAGAUGUGACGAUCCAGCGGAUCUGAGGUUGCAGCCUGUGCUCCGGUGCCUAACAGAGAAGGGCACCAUCAGGGCUGGCAAGAAAGUGGAGAACACCUUUGAGUUUCUGCCGCAACAACUGGACACCACAGAGUCUUUCUGGACCUUCCUGAUCCCGGAACAUAACAUUGCUGUUCCUUUCCUGCUGGUGGGCCAUGCGAGAGAGCCAUCCGUGUACUUGGACCGAUCCUACCUCAACUACAGAUCUCUCCUUAUUGGUCUAGAUGCCCAUGAGACUGUGUACAUAGUAAACAGUGAAGAAACAGCAUUCAACUUUUCAUUCAGAGAGACCUCCCGGCACUCAGAGGGGUUCCAGGACAGUCUCACUUUGCAGCCAAUGGAAGGUGUAGUGCCUCCUAAGAGCAGGGUCCCGGUGGUAAUCUCCUUCAAUCCAACACACGAAGGGAAAGUGAACAUUAACCUGAUGUGUGACGUGAAGGGGAAAACCUUUCCUUUGACUAUGAACGUGAAGGUGGACAGCUACUCCAUGAACGCCAGUCUUCAAUAUGAGAAGACAGAGGGGGAAUCAACCCAGUUCAGCCAGGACAAGGUCAAUGAGAUCAACUUCCAGCAGGUGGAGCUCAACGAGAAGGCGCAUUGUAAUUUCCUUGUCUCCAACACUGGCAAGUUCAUCCUGGGCUUCCAGUGGGAGCUCUGGGGUCCAAAGGAGCUACUACGAUUCCUGAAGGUGGUUCCAGAGACCGGCAGUGUGGUGGUCGGCCAGCAGACUCGAUCCACGCUCUCCUUCUACCCCCUGCAGAGGUGUGUGCUGAAGGAUGUCGGGCUCAAGCUCAAGAUAAAGAACGGCCCUACAUUUAACUGCACGCUGGCUGGUUCUGCUGUACCUCCUGGUGUCCAUUUCUCAUUCACCAAACACAACUUUGGAAUGAAUUUCCUCGCUGGUCUGGUUCCCUGCUCGCAGAAACUCGUCAUCACCAACAAGGGGGAGAAAGAGGCCAGCAUUGAGUGUUUGUUCACCAAUACUGCCUAUCUGGUGGUGGGGCACCUGUCUGAAGUGCUGCCCCCUGGAGGAGUGGUGGAAGUACCGAUAACCUUCUACCCCAAAGAGGCCAUCAAGUACAAGGAGACGGUCACCUUUGAGAUCAAUGGGUUCACCCAGCAGAGCGUGGAGAUCCUGGGUCAGGGCAUUGAGAUGAAGGUUGAACUUGGGGACCCGAAACAGAAGAUGGUGAAUCUUGGGGCUCUGCGAGUCGGGCAGACAGUAAAGAGAUUGAUUCCUCUGGUCAACAACAGCCACGUCCCCUUGACCUUUAACCUGGUUGUGAAUCCUAAUCAACAGGCACUGAUGGACCCUAAGGUGUUCCGUGUCAGUCCCCAGGGAGAGGUGACUCUCAAGGCCAGUGGGGGGCGUUGUCUUGUGGAAGUGGUGUUUUCCCCAAAACGCAGAGUGUCCCCCUUCACAGAGGAGGGGAUGGUGGAAUGGUGCGGGACGUCCCGCUCGCUGUUCAUGCUGCGUGGGUGCUGCCAGGCGCUAGAGAUCAGCUUGGAUCAGGACUACAUCCCUUUCGGGGCUGUGAUCAUGAACAGCCAGGCUUCCCGCAGGAUUCUGAUGCAAAAUACAGGAGACAUCGGAGCCAGCUUUAAGUGGGAUGUGCAGAAAUUUGCCCCUGACUUCUCGAUCAGCCCAGUGGGAGGGUACAUUUCCCCUGGAAUGGAGGUGACCUUUGAUCUGCUCUUCAGCCCCCUCAACCUGAGCCAGGACAUCCGCUAUGACAACCUGAGUUGCUUCAUCGAGGGAGGCAAGCCCCUCAAACUGACUCUGACGGGAUCCUGUGUGAUGGCACCUAUAACCAAGGAGGUGGUGAAUUUUGUGUGCCAGGUCCGCACCCGGCAGUCCCAGUCGAUCCUCCUGCAGAACAAAACGAACCAGCUGUGGAACCUGCGUCCAGUCAUAGAGGGGGAGCAAUGGAGCGGGUCGCCCUCUUUUGUUGUUGAGCCGCACCAACAGAACAAGCCCUACGAGAUCACAUACAGACCGCUCACCAUGACCCUCGAUGGGAAGAAGCAUCAGGGCUCAGUUUUCUUUGCCUUCCCCGAUGGUACAGGAUUGAUCUAUUUGUUGCAAGGCUUUGCUGAACCGCCAAAGUCAUCUGGCAACAUCACCCGCGAGGUGCCCAGCAAGACAUCCUACUCCGAGCUCCUUCCCAUUAGCAACUGGCUCCCCAAACCACAGCGGUUCCGUGUUAUAGUAGAAUUGAUCAAGUCUGAUAAACUGGACUGUACAACUCUCCUAAAGGGCCUCGACUACAUUGAGGUCCCAGCUUUAACCAAGAGGGACUACAAGCUCAACUUCUUCUCGUACAAGGAGGGGCAGUUCAGUGCCAAGGUCACUUUCCGUAACGAGACAACCCUGGAGUACCUGUACUAUACUGUCAACUUCAAAGCCACACCCCCUGGUAUAAUUAGUACCAUUGAGAUGACAUCACCGGUGCGCCAGUGCACCUCAGCCGUUAUUAAAGUGGACAACCCACUGCUUACACCAGUCACCUUUACUACCGACUGUAAACUCCAAGAUAUCAACUUCCCAACACAUCUGACAGUCCCAGCCCAGUCAGAGGGCACUCUGAUGUUUGAGUUCCAGCCUCUGAAAUCGGGUGAAACCACGGGCCGGCUGACCCUGCAGCACCAUGACCUGGGCUUCUUCCAGUACGAGCUGGUCCUGAAGGCUCUGCCCGCCGGGCUGGAGAAGCCGCUGUACUUCCGCACCACGCUGGGCAGCAGCCAGGCAAUCAACGCCAAGUUCAUCAACUUCUGUCGGGUAAAGACCGAGUACACCUGCAAGAUCGACAGUCCUGACUUCCACCUGGAAAAGACCAUUAGUGCUGCUCCAGGGUCCCAGGGGGGUACGGAGGUCAGUGUGGAGGUGAUCUUCGAGCCCAGCCAGCUUGGGGAAACCCGGGGGGUCCUGAGUAUCUCCUCUCCCGUUGGAGGAGAUUACGCCAUCCCGCUGUAUGGGACCUGCGGCCCCCCCAAAGCACAGGGCCCCUUCCCUAUCCGGACUGGCUCCUCCGCCUCCAUCCCCUUCAAGAACAUCUUCCUUCAGACCACCGCCUUCUCCUUCCAGGUAGACAACCCAGCCUUCACGGUGAAGCCUCUGGAAACUGUCCGCUCCAAGAAGACCCACAGCGUGCUCGUCUCCUUCGAGGGCAACCCCACCAGCGCCAAGACACCCGUGAGCGGAAAAAUGACCGUCUCCUGCCCUCGCUCCGAGGGGACUGGCCAGAGCAUCAGCUGGGUGUAUUACUUAAAGGGAGUCACUGUUUAACAUGUCUUAUGGCACUGAUGUUGUAGUAUUGCACCUGAUGUUACUGCACCUCAGGUAAGGUAGUCCUAAUUGUUCAUUCAAAUAGGUUUUUUGUUUUAUUCAAACAGGACCUAAAUAUUACAUUUAAGAGAUACUGUAAUCCAAGUUAAAUGCAUAUAUUGUUGAGGACCAAAAAAGUGAACUGUAAGGGUGACCCAAUGUAUCAUAGGUUCACUAUACUAUGGUUUUACAUACAAUUUCUGAAUUGGUUAAUUGUCUGUAACAUGUACGACCAUUUUGAUCUGAAUUCCAAUCUUAAUUUAUAAAUGCAAUACUGCACUGUGAACACAAAUUUAACUUCACAUUUUGAAACAUUUUGUGGCCCUUUGCUAAAUGUCUAAAUACUGUAGGUACAACAAAUAUUGUAUUUUUAUUUAUAUCUUUGUGUUGGUAAAGGUAUUUUCCUCAUUGCAGUAUGUACAACCAGGGCAUUUUAAUGGUAUUGUUUCUUCUUUUAAUUGCAUUUCACUGAAUAAAAUAUUAAAUGAAAGAUUAAUU
Acipenser ruthenus (sterlet) is the source of this 16201-nucleotide messenger RNA. RefSeq names its product hydrocephalus-inducing protein-like. The record is from RefSeq and is a predicted model, not a curated record. Gene Ontology annotation, cellular component: axoneme. Gene Ontology annotation, biological process: cilium movement; axonemal central apparatus assembly. NCBI's taxonomy places the organism in Eukaryota, Metazoa, Chordata, Actinopteri, Acipenseriformes, Acipenseridae. The coding region runs from base 254 to 15664 and encodes 5136 amino acids. The transcript has 86 exons.